Molecule: messenger RNA, 8604 nt
Organism: Knipowitschia caucasica
Lineage: Eukaryota; Metazoa; Chordata; Actinopteri; Gobiiformes; Gobiidae
Source: the annotation of a GenBank genome assembly
AUGUUAGAUUUUAUUGUGGAUGGUUUGGUUGAUGUUUGGGGGUAUUGGGGGGGUGGUUAUUGGGGUUGGUGGGUUAGUAUUAGAUUGGAUGUGGGGGGGGUGUGGUUGUGGGUGGAGGAGGAAAGGUGGUUUUUGGUUUUGGGGGAUAGUUUAUGGUGUAUUAUGUGGGUGGGGUGUUAUGGGGGGGGAGUUUGGGGGGUUGGGGGUAGUGGGGGUGGGUAUUGGGGGGGUUGUUUGGUGGUGGGGUGGUGGUUGUGGUGUUGGGGGUUGGGGGUUGGUUGGUUGGGUGGGUGGGUGUGGUGGUUUGGUGGGGGGGUGUGGUGUGGGGGUGUUUGGGGGGGGGUGUGGGGGUGGUUGGUGGGUGUUGGGGGUGGUGGGGUGGUGGGGUGGGGGGUUGGGGUUGGGGGUUGGUUUGGUUGGGUUUGGUUGGGGGAUUAUUGUUGUGUAUGUGGUUGGGGGGUGUUGUUUGUUGGUUGGGUUUUUGGGGGGGGUGGGGGGGGUGGGUGGUUGUGUGUUGUUGUUUUUGUGUUUGGGGGGUUUGGUUGUGGUGGGAGGUUGGUGUGUGUGUGGUGGGGGGUGGGGGUUGGUGGGUUGUUGGGGUUGUUUGGGGUUUGGUAUGUUUUUUUGGGGGUUGGUGGUUUGGUGUGGGGGUGUUUGGGGAGUGUUGGGGUGGAUUGGUUUGUGGGGGGUGGUGUGGUGGGGGUUGUUGUGGUUUUGUUGUUGGGUUUGGGGGGUGGUGGGGGGGAGGUGGGGUGGGUGGGGUGGGGGGGGUUUUGUGGGUUUUGGGGGGGGGGGGGGUGGGUGUUGUGGGGGGAUGUGUGUUGUUUGUGGGGUGUUUGUUUUGGUUUUGGGUUGGUGGAGGGAGGGUGGUUGGUUAUUUUUAUGUGGGUGGGGUUUUGGUGGGGGGUUUGUGUGUGUGGGUGGGUUUGUUUAGUGGUGUGGUGGGGGAGUGUGGGGGGGGGGUGUUUGGUGUGGGUGGGGUUUUUUGGUGUGUGGGUGUGGUGGUUGGGUGUUGUGGGUUGUUGUGGUUGGGGGGUUGUGUGUGUUGUUUGUUUGUUGGGGUUGUUGUUGGGGUUUGUUUUAUUUUUGUUUUAUGGUUGGGUUGGUGGGGUGGUGUGGGGGGGUGGGGGAUGGGGGGGUGUUGUGGGUGGGGGGGUGGUGGGUUGUGGUGGGUUGGUUGGGGGGGGGGUGGGGGUGGGGGGGGGGGGGGGUGGUUGGGGUUUGGGGGUGGGGGGUGUGUGUUGGUUUGGGUGUGUGUUUGUGGGUGGGGGGGGAUUUUUGGGGUGUGGGGGUGGGUGGUGGGGGUGGGGGGGGGGUGGGGGGGUGGUGGUGGGGGGGUGGGGUGGUUGUGGGGUGGUUUGGGGGUGUGGGUGGGGUGUGUUUGUGGUUUGUUUUUUUUUGGGUGGUGUGUGUGGUGUGGGUUUUUGGUGGGGGUUGGAGUGGGGGUUUUUGGGUGUAGGUGUUUUUGGGUUUGGGGGUGUGUUGUGGGUGGUGGGUUGUUGGGGUGGUUGGGUUGUGUUGUGGUGUUGGUGUGGGUGUUUGGUGUGUUGUUGGUUUGUUGGAUUGUUGGAUGGUGUUGUUGUGGUGGGUGUGUGGGUGGGUGGUGGGGGGGGGGGGUGGGGGGUGGGUUUUGGUGUUGUUUGGUGGAUGGGGUGGUGUGGUUGGGUGGGUUUGUGGGUGUGUUGGGGGGGGGGGGUGGGUGGGGGUGGUGGGUGGGGUUUUGGGUUAGGGGGGGGGUGGGGGUUUGGUGGUGUUUGUGGGGUUUGGGGGGGGGGUUUGGGGUUUGGGGGGUUUGGGGGGGUUUUUGGGGGGGUUGUGGGUGGGGGGUUUGGGGUUGGGGGGUUGGGGUGGGUUGGGUGGUUGGGGGGGGGUUGGGGGGUUGGGGUUGUGGGGGUUGGGGGGGGGGGUUUGGUGGGGUUUGUGGUGUGGGUUGGGGGGUUGGGGGUUGUGGGGUUGGGGGUUGUGGUUGGGGGGGGGUUGGGGGGGUUGGGGGUUGGGGUGGUUGGGGGGUGUGUUGUGGUGGUUUGGGUUGGGUUGUGUGUGGUGGGUUUUGGUUGUGGUUGUUUUGUUGUGUGGUGUGUGGGGGGUUGGGUUUGUGUGGGUGGUUGUUGGGUUGUGGGGGGUGUGUUUUGGGGGUGUUGUGUUGUGUGGGUGUGGGUUUGGGUUGGUGGGGGGGGGGGUUGUGGUGGGUGGGUGUGGUGUGGGGUGGGGGUGGGGGGGUGGUGGUGGGGGUGUGGGUUGGUGUGGGGUGUGGGGGUGGUUGUGGGUUGGUGGUGUUGUGUGGUGGGGUUUGGUGGUGGGUUGUGGUGGGUUUGGUGUGGUUUUGUGGUGGGGUUGGUGGUGGGUUUUGUGUGGGGGUUGGUGGUGGGUUUGGUGUGGGGGGUUGGUGGUGGGGGGGGGUUGGUGUGGGGUUUGUGGUGGGUUUGUGGUGGGGUUUGGUGGUUGUUUGGUGGUGGGGUUGGUGUGGUUGGUGGGGUGGGUUUGGUGUGGGGUUUGGUGGUGGGUUUGUGGUGGGUUUUGUGGGUGGGGGUUGGUGUUAGUGUGGGUGGGGUUGGUGUGGGGGGGGGGUUGGGGGGGGGGGGGGGGGGUGGUGGGGGGGUGGUGUGGUGGGGGUGGGGGGGGGGUGGGGUUUUUGGGGGUGGUUGGGGUUUGGGGGGUUGGGGGUGUGGGGGUGUGGUGGGGGUUGUUGUUGGUAAUGGUGUGUUGUGUGGGGGUGUUGUUGUGGUUGGUGGUGGGUUGGGGGGUGGGUUGUGGGGGGGUGUUGGGUGUGAGAGUUUGGUGUGUAUGUGUGUGGUUGGUGGGGUUUGUUUUAUAAUUUUGGGGGAUAUGGGGGUGGGGUUUGGUGUUGGGGUGUGGUUUGUGUGUGGUUUUGGGGGUGGUGGGUUUGUGUUUGGGUGUGGGGUGGGGGUGGGGGUGGGUUGGUUGGGGGGUGUGUGGGGGUGGGGGGGGUGGGUUGUGGGGUUGGUGGGGGGGGGUGUUGGUGGUUUGGGGGUGGUGUGGGGGUGGGGGUUGUGUUUUGGGGGGGGGUGUGGUGAGUGGGGGGUUUGGGGGGGGGGUUGGGGUGGUGUGGGUUGGGGGGGGGGUGGUGUGGGGGUGUGGGUGGGUGGGGGGGGUGUUUGUGGGUUGGGGGGGUGGGUGGGGGGGGUGGGGGGGUGUUUGGGGUGUUGGUGGGGUGGUUGGGGGUGGGUGGUGGGGGGUGGUGGGUGUUGGGGGGGGGGUUUGGGUGGGGGUGGGUUGUGGGUGUUGUGUGUGUGGUGUUGGUGGUGUGGGGUGUUGGGGGUGGUGGGGGGGGGGGGGGGGGGGGGGGGGGGGGGGGGGGGGGGGGGGGGGGGGGGUUUUUUGUUGUGGGUUGGGUUUUGGGGUGUGUGUGGGGGUGUGGGUGGUUUUGUUGUUUGUGGUUUGUUGGUGUGUGUGUGGGUGUGGGGGAUGGAUAGGGUAGGUUGGUGGAGAAAAUGGGUUAUGGGAAAUAUGGGAGGGGGGGGUUAUUUUGAGGUGUGGUGUGGUGUUGGGGUGGGGGGGGGGGGGGGGGGGGGAGGGGGUUGUUUAGUUUGGGUAUAUGAGGGUGGGGUUGGUUUGGGGGGUGUUUGGGUUUUAAGGGGGGUUAUUUGUUUUGUUUUGGGGUGGGGGAUGUGGGGGGGGGGUGGUAAUUGGGGGGGAAGUUUGUUGGGGGUGGGUGUUUGUUUUGGUAUAAUGGGGGGUUGUUUGGAUGAGGUUUAUAUGGUGUGGGGGGUGUGGGGAGGGGGGGGUUGGAGGUUGGGGGGUUUAUGGAUAUUUGGGUUUAUUUUGGGAUGGGGGAAAUUGGGGAGGGGGGGGGGGGGUUUUGGGGUUGAUGGGGGGGGGGGGGGUGUUUGUGGGGGGUGGGUGGGGGUUGUGGGGGGGGGGUGUGGUGUGGGGGGUGGGUGGUGGGGGGGGUUUUGUGUUGGGUGUUUGGGGGGUGGUUGUGUGGGGGGUUGGGUGGUGUGUUUGUUGUGUGGGGGGUGUGGGGUGUUGGGGGUGGUUUGUGGUGUGGUGUGGGUGGUGGUGUUGGGGGGGGGGGGGGUUUGGUGGGGGGGUGGUUUUUUUUUUUUUUUUUUUUUGGGGUUUGUUGGGGUGGGGGGGGUGGUGUGGGUGUUGGUGGGGGGGGGGGUGGGGGGUGGGGGGGGGGUGUGUUGUGUGUGUGUGGGGGGGGGGGGGGUGGGGGGGGUUUGGUGGGGGGUUGUGUGGGUGUGGUGGUGGGGUGGGGGGGGGGGGGGUGGUGUUUGGGGUGGUUGGGUUUUUGUUUGUUUUUGUGGUGGUGUUGGUGGGGGGGGGGGUGGGUGGGUUUUGGGUUUGGGGUGUUGGGGUUGGGGGUGGUGUGGGGGUGGUUGUGGGGGUGUGGGUGGUGAUUGGGGGUGUGUUGGUUUGGUGGGGGUGGGGGUUUGGGUGUGUGUGUGUGGUUUGGUUGUUGGGGUGGGUUGGGGGUUUGUUUUUGUUGGGGUUUGUAUGUUGGGGUGGGGUGUGGGUGGGUGGUUGGGGUUGUUGGGGGGGGUUAGUGUGUUUUGGUGGGGGGGGGGGGUUGGGUGGUGUGGUUGUGGGUGUUUGGUUGUGUUGUUUUUUUGUUUGUGGGUGUGGGUGGUUGGGGGUGGGUUGUGUGUUGUGUUUGGUGGUGUGGGGGGGGGGGGGGGGGUUUGUGGGGGGGGGUGGUUGGUGUGGUGGGGUGGGGGGGUGGGGGUGUGGGGUUGUUGGGGGGGGUGGUGGUGGUGGGGGGGGGGUUUGGUUUGGGGGUGGUGUUGUGGUGGGGUGUGUUGGUUGGGUUGGGGUGGUGGUGGGUGUUUGUUGGGGGUGGGUUUGGGUGGGGUGGGGUGUGGGGGGUUUGGGGGGUGUGUGGGUGGGGGGUGGGGGGUGUGGUGGUGGGGGGGUGGUGGGGUGUGGGGUUGUGUGGGUGGUGGUGGGGGUGUGGGGGGGGGGGUUUUGUGUGGGGUGUGGUUUUUUUGGGUGGGGGGGGGGGGGGGGGGGGGGGGUGGGGUUGGUGGGUGGGUUGUGUGUGGGGUUUGUGGGGGGGGUGGGUGGGGGGGGGGGGGGGGGGGUGGGGGGGGUGGGUUGGGGGGUGGGGUGGUUGGGGUGGGUUGUAUGUGGGUUGGGUGGGGGGGUUGUGGGUUGGAGUGGGGGUGUGUGUGGGUGUUGAUUUUUUGGGUUUGGGGUGGGGGGGGGGGGGGUGGGUGGGGGGGGGGGGGGGGGGGGGGGGGGUGGUGUUGGGGGGGUUGUUGUGUGGGUGGGUGGUGGGGGGGGUUGGUGGGGGGGGGGGGGGGGGGGGGGGGGGGUUGGGUGUUUGGGGGUGGUGGGGUGGGGGGUGUGGGGGGGGGUGGGGGGGGGUGGUGGUGUGUGUUGUGGGGGGUGGGGGUUUGGGGGUGGGGGUGGGGGUGGGUGUUUGUGGGGUUGGGGGGGUUUUGGGGGGGGGGGGGGGGGUUGGGGUGUGGGUGGGGGGGGGGGUGGGUUGUUGGUUUGGUGGUGUUGUUGGUGGUGGGUUUUUUUGUUGGGUGUUGUUUUGUUUGUUGGGGUAAUGGGGGUAUUAUUUUUUGGUUUGGGGGGGGGGUGGUUAUUGUGGGUUGUUGUUUUUGGUUUGGGUUGGUUGUGGGUGUGGGUGUUUGUGUGUGUGUUGGUUUUGGGGUUUUGUUUGUGUUGGGGGUGAGUUUGGGUGUUGGGUGGUUUGGGGUGUUGGGGUUUGGUGGGGGGGGGGGGGGUUUUUGUGUUUGGGGGGGGGUGGGUGGGGGUGUUGUGUUUUGGUGGGUGUGUUUUGUAUUUGUGGGUGGUUGGUUGGGGGGGGGGGUGUGUGGGUGGGGUGGGGGGGGGUGGGUGGGGGGGGGGUGGGGGUUGGGUGGGGGGGUGGUAGGGGUGUUUGGGGGGUUGGGGGGGGUUGGUUGGUGGGGGGGGGGGGGGGGGGGGGGUGGUGGGUGGUGUGGGGGGGGUGGGGGGAGGUGGGGGGUGUGGUUUUGUUGUUGGUGGUGGUGUGUGGUGGUUUUUUGUGUUGGUGUUGUUGUGGUUUUGGUUUGUGUAUUGGUUGGGGGGUGUUGUGAUGGUUGGUGUGUUUUGUUGGUGGUUUUGUGGGUUGGUGUUUUUGUUGGUGGUGUGGGUUGUGGGUUGGGGGUGUUGAAGUUGGGGGGGGGGGAAGGGUGGUGUUGUGGUGGGGGGGUUGUGGUAGGGUUGGGGGGGGGGGGUGGGGUUUGGGGGUGGGGUGGUUGUUGGUUGGUUGUUGUGGGGGGGGGGUGGGGGUUGUUGAGUGGGGGGGGGUGGGUGGGGGGGGGGUUGGGGGGGUGUGGGGGGUUUUGUGGGUGUGGUUUGGGGGGUUGGUGGUUUGGUUGUGGUGGUGGUUUGUUGUUGGUGGGGUGGUGUGUUUUGGGUGUGGGUGUGUUGGGUUUUGUGGGGGGUGGGUGGGUGGUGUGGGUUGUUGGGGGGUGGGGUUGGGGGGGUUGUGUGUGGGUGUGUGUGUGUGUUGUGUGGUUGGUGUGUGAUGUGGUUGGUGUGGUGUGUGUGUGGUUGUGUGUGGGUGUGUGUGGUGUGGGUUGGUUUGUUGUGUGUGUGAUGGUGUUUGUGGGUGUGUUGGGUUGUUGGGGUUGUUGUGGUGUGUGUGGUGGUGUUGGGGUGUGUUGUGGGGUGUGUGUGGUUGUGUUGUGGGGUUGUUGUGUGUGUGUGGUGUUUGGGUGUGGUUGUGGGUGUUUGGUUAGUGUGUGUUGGAAGUUGUGUUGGGUGGUUUUGUUUUGGGGGGGGUGGGGUAUUUUGGGAGGGGUGGAGGUGGGAUUAAUGGGGUUGGUGGGGGGUUGUGAGUUUUGGGGGGGGGUUAGAGGGGAGUUUGGGGGAAUAGGGGUGGUUGGGGGAGAGUGGGGUUUGUUGGUGGUUGGUGGUGGGGGUGGGGUGGGUGGGUGUGGGGUAGUUUGGGUGGUGGGUUUUUGGGGUGGUUGUAUGGGUGGGGGGGUGUUUGGGGGGGUGGUGGGGGGGUGGGGUAGGGGGGGGGGUAUGUGGGUUGGGUUGUGGGGGGGGGGGGUUUGGUGGGGUGGGGUGUGGGGGGGGGGGUGUGUGGGGUUUUGUGUUGUUGUUGUUUUUUGUGUGGUGUGUGUGUUUGUUGGGGGGGGUGAAGGGGGUAAGGGGGUUGAUGGGAUUUGUGUAAGGUUGUUAUGUGAGGGGGGGUUAGGGAUAGAUAGGGUGUUGUAUUUUUGUUUGUGGUUGUUUGUUGGUGUGGGGUGUGGUGGGGGGGGGGGGGGGGGGGGGAUAUGGGGGGGUUGUGAGGGGGGGGGAGGGGGGGGGUGGGGGGGGGUGUAUUGUUGGGUAGGGGUGGUGGAGGUGGGUUGGUUGUUUUGGGUUGUUUUUGGGUGUGGUUGGUGUGGUGUUUGGUGUGGGGGUGUUGGGGUUGUGUGGGGGUUUUUUUUAGGAGGGUUGAUUUAUAGUUGGUGUGGGGUUUGGUUUGUUGUGUUUUGGGGGGGGGUGGUGGGGUGGGUGGUGUUUGGGUUGGUGGUAUUGGUAGGGGGGGGUGUUGAGUGGAGUGUGUUUGGUAGUUGGUGGGGUGUGUGGGGUUUGUUGGUGUUUGGGUGUAUUGGUGGGGUGUGGGGUGGGGGGUUUGGUUUGUGGGGGGUGGGGGGGGUGUGUGGUUGGGUGGGGUUUGUGGGUGGGUUUGAGUAUGGGUUGGUUGGUUUUGGGGUGGGGGGGGGUUUUGUUGGGUUUUUGUGGGUGUGGGUGGGGUUGGGGGUGGGUGGUUUUUGGGGUGUGGGGUUGGUGUGGUGUGGGUGGGGGGGUGUGUGGGGUUUGUGUGGUGUAGGGUGGUGGGGGGGGGUGGUUUGUGGGAGUUGGUUUUAUUUGGUGGGGGGGUGGUUUGAGUGGUGGUUUUGGGGGGGGUUUUAUUGGGGUGGUGGGGGGUGGGGGUUUUGGUUUGGUGGGUGUAGUUGUUUGUUUGUUGGUGGGUUGGUGGGUGUGGGUUGUUUUUGGGUUUUUGGUGGGGGUUUUGGGGGGGUUUGGUGGGUUGGGUGUUUUUGUGGGGGUGUUGGGGGGGGUUGGUUUGGUGGGGGGGUGGGGUGUUUGAGUGGUGGAGGUGGGGGUGGGGUGGGUUGUGUGGGGGGGGGUUGUGUUGUUUGUGGUGGGGGGGGGGGGUGGGUUGUGAUUUUGGGGUUUGUUGUAUGGGUUUAUUGUGGGUUGGUUGUUUGUGGUGGGGGGGUGUGGGUGGGGUGUGGUUUGUGUGUGGUUGGUUGGGUGUGUUUGGUGUUGAUGGUGUUUGGUUUGGGGGGGGUUGUGGGGGUGGUUUGGGUGGUGUUUUGGGGGUGUUUGUGGUUUGUUGUGGGUGUGGGGUUUUUGGGUGGGGGGGGGGGGGGUGGGGGGUUGUGUGUGGGUGUUGGGGGGGUGUGGUGGGGGGUUGUGUGGUGUGGGUUGGGGUUUGGGUGUGGGGGGGGGGGGUUGUGGUGGGAUUAUAUAUGUAGGUUGAUUUUGUUUUGGGUUGUUGUUGUUUAUUAUUAUGGGGGUUGUUUGUUGUUGGGUUGGGUGGGGGAUGUUGUGGGGGGGGGGGGUGGGUGGGGGGUUUUUUUUGUUGAUUUUUGUGUUGGGGGGGGGGUUAGUGGGUGGUGUUUAAGAAUUAUUAAGGAGGAGGGGGGGGGUGUUUGGGGGUAG